Brassica rapa (field mustard) is the source of this 3241-nucleotide messenger RNA. RefSeq names its product putative GTP diphosphokinase RSH1, chloroplastic. Lineage: Eukaryota; Viridiplantae; Streptophyta; Magnoliopsida; Brassicales; Brassicaceae. The record is from RefSeq and is a predicted model, not a curated record. Gene Ontology annotation, biological process: guanosine tetraphosphate metabolic process.
UCAGGACUUACCCAAAGAGCUGAUUAUCUCUCUCUCUCUCUCCCCUCUUCUUCUUCCUCACAUCACUGUGCGCUUCUCUCUCUCUCUCUAUAUUCUAUCCUUUCAAAAAUCUCCAAAACUUUCGAAAUUUCGCUCGCCCCUCUUCUCCGUCAGAGUUCCCAAUCGCCGUCUCUACCCAUUUCGGAAUUACUUUUCAGAUCAAAUGGUGGAUCGAUUCAGUGCGAUUGAUUUGCCUCAUUAGCAAUGGCUUCUGCUUCUUCCAUGUCCGUGUCUGUGGAAUGUGUGAACAUAUGCAAUCUAACGAAAGGAGACGGGAAUGUAAGAAGUGAUUGCAAUGCUCUCUCCUGUGCUUGGAAAGCUCCUAGAGCGUUAACUGGGUUUCUAGCUAGCACUGCUCAUCCGCCUGUGUGUUCUUUGUAUCUAUGUGGCAGAAGUGGAAGAAAGAGUAGAGUAAAAUCUUGCGCUUGGCAGAGUUAUGAAUAUGAAGUAGGUUUCUCUGAGGUUACUCACUUUGUAAAUGUGAGAAAAAUCUUGAGCUCCAGAUCAUCUUGUGGUGGUCAUAGAAGAUGUGAACUGUAUUGCUUAUCAUCUGAAUCUUCUGGUGCUUCCGACGAUGUUACCAUCGAAACAUUAUGGGAGGACCUUUUCCCAGCGAUAUCUUACUUAUCCUGUAAAGAAUUAGAGUAUGUUCAAAAGGGCCUCAAGUUAGCGUUUGAGGCACAUGAUGGUCAAAAGAGACGUAGUGGGGAACCAUUCAUUAUACAUCCAGUUGCAGUUGCUCGUAUCCUUGGGGAACUUGAAUUGGAUUGGGAGUCUAUUGUUGCUGGAUUACUUCAUGACACGGUCGAGGAUACAAAUUUUAUUACUUUCGAAAAGAUAGAAGCAGAGUUUGGUGCAACUGUUCGUCACAUAGUAGAAGGGGAGACUAAGGUGUCAAAACUGGGAAAGUUGAAGUGUAAAACCGAUACUGAAUCAAUACAAGAUGUUAAAGCAGAUGAUUUGCGGCAGAUGUUUCUGGCGAUGACAGACGAGGUCCGCGUCAUUAUUGUCAAGCUAGCUGACCGGUUGCAUAAUAUGAGAACUCUCUGCCACAUGCCUCCCCAUAAGCAGUCCAGCAUUGCAGCGGAGACUUUGCAAGUCUUUGCUCCUUUAGCGAAAUUGCUUGGAAUGUAUUCAAUAAAGUCUGAACUGGAAAAUCUGUCUUUCAUGUACGUAAGUGCUGAUGAUUACGAGAAAGUCACAAGCAGGAUCGCUAACCUCUACAAAGAGAAUGAGAAAGAACUCACUGAGGCAAACAGAAUUUUGGUGAAAAAGAUUGAAGAUGAUCAGUUUUUGGACCUUGUUACUGUGAACACUGACGUUCGAUCUGUCUGCAAGGAAACUUACAGCAUAUACAAAGCUGCACUCAAAUCAAAAGGAUCCAUUGAUGAUUACAACCAGAUUGCUCAGCAGUUACGGAUUGUUGUAAAGCCAAAACCUUCUGCGGGGGUCGGGCCUCUGUGCAGUCCACAACAGAUAUGCUAUCAUGUUCUAGGGCUAGUUCAUGAGAUCUGGAAACCUAUUCCUCGAACUAUGAAAGAUUACAUUGCGACACCAAAGCCUAAUGGAUACCAAAGCCUCCAUACUACUGUGAUUCCGUUCUUGUAUGAGAGUAUGUUUCGGCUGGAGAUUCAGAUCAGAACCGAGGAGAUGGACUUGAUAGCUGAAAGGGGAAUCGCUGUUUACUACAAUGGCAGAGCUCUUUCUGCUGAGUUAGCUGAAAAUCCGAUUCCUUUAGGUAGAAAGUCAAGGGGGAAGACAGGUUGCCUCAACAAUGCAGAUUUUGCACUUAGGUAUGAAGUUAGUUAUGACAGUUUCUUUUUCCAGAUCGGGUGGCUAAAUGCAAUUAGAGAAUGGCAAGAGGAGUUUGUGGGUAACAUGAGCUCUAGAGAAUUUGUGGAUACUAUUACGAGGGAUCUUUUAGGUAGUCGUGUGUUUGUAUUCACACCUAAAGGAGAGAUAAAGAACCUUCCUAAAGGGGCCACCGUUGUUGACUACGCUUAUCUGAUUCACACGGAGAUCGGAAACAAGAUGGUUGCAGCAAAGGUGAAUGGUAAUCUUGUUUCCCCAACGCACGUUCUUGAGAAUGCCGAGGUCGUGGAGAUACUCACCUACAACGCCCUCUCAAGCAAAUCUGCUUUCCAGAGACAUAAACAGUGGUUGCAACACGCCAAAACAAGGAGUGCAAGACACAAGAUUAUGAGGUUUCUAAGGGAGCAAGCUGCGCAAUGUGCUGCAGAAAUAACCCAGGAUCGAGUCAAUGACUUUGUGGCGGACUCUGACAGUGACGUGGAAGACCUCACGGAAGAUUCAAGAAAGAGCUUACAGUGGUGGGAGAAAAUUCUCGUUAAUGUUAAGCAGUUCCAGUCACAAGAGAAAAGCAGAAACGCAACACCGGCUUCUCAAAACGGUAGCGUUUGGGUCCCAAAGGUGAAUGGGAAACACAACAAAGCCGUCAAGAACUCGAGUCUGGAGAAUCCAGAGUUCUUCUCACCUGGAGAUGGAAUUGCCAAGAUUUUUCCUGCUAACAUCCCUGCGUACAAAGAAGUGCUGCCCGGUUUAGACAGCUGGCGAGCCAGUAAGAUCGACUCAUGGCAUCAUCUGGAAGGUCACUCCAUCGAGUGGUUAUGUGUUGUAUCCAUGGCUCGUAAAGGCAUAAUCGCAGAGGUUACAACAGUCCUUGCAGCUGAAGGCAUCACAGUAUGUUCUUGCGUGGCUGAGAUUGACAGAGGAAGAGGAUUAGCAGUAAUGUUGUUUCAAAUAGAAGCAUACACUGAAAGUUUGGUUAGCGUUUGCGUAAAGGUGGAUCUAAUCUCGGGUGUGUUGGGGUGGUCCAGUGGUUGCAGCUGGCCAAGAUCAGUAGAUAAUGCUCAAGUUCUUGAGUGUUAAAAGCCAAAGGGGUCAUGUUCUUGGCCAUGAAGUUUUGUCAUGUUCUCUGGAAAAGAUAAGCAAGGGUCUGGUUGCUCGAAGUAGAGGUAGAGAGAGCUCUUAUAAUAUUCUUGAAACAUAUCAUUUUGUUUUGCAAAGAAAAAACAAACUUAAAAAGAGUCAAAUUCUUUUUAGAUGUUUUUGUGUCCAAUAAAUCUUAAGUCAUUGUAUAUAGAGACCAGAGAGUGGGAUGAACAUACAAAUGUAAUAUGUAGAUACUCUUGUAAAACCUUAUACUUGCACAUAAGAGAAAGAUGGGAUGUAUUUCACAAAA